Molecule: messenger RNA, 728 nt
Organism: Phoenix dactylifera (date palm)
Lineage: Eukaryota; Viridiplantae; Streptophyta; Magnoliopsida; Arecales; Arecaceae
Source: RefSeq, a predicted model, not a curated record
CCUCAACUGAACUCUCAGAAUCUACAGACCCACCUUGCCCCCUCCUGCAUCCCAACUCUUCCUUUUGUUCAUACAAAUUGAGCCUCUUCACCUCCUACUGCUAUAUAAGCAAGCACUGCCCUGCUCGUCUCCUUCAUUCCCAUUGCUUUCAUGCCCUUGUUUUCUUGUGCUUGUGCUUCUCUCUAACGUUCCGUCAUUGCUCGUCUCGCCUUCCAUUCUCAGCAUUCAAAUGGAGACUAUUGAGCUCAAGGUGGAGAUGGUAGCAUUACAUGAAAAGAGAGUGAGGAAAUGCCUGUCCAAAGUAAAAGGGAUAGAGAAGGUUGAGGUGGAGGCCAGCAUUCAGAAAGUUGUGGUCACAGGAUAUGCACACAGGAACAAAAUCCUCAAAGCCCUGAGGAGAGUGGGGUUGAGAGCAGAGUUCUGGUCCCCGCAGAACGAGAUACUCAGUGCCUACGCCAGUGCAAGCCUAAUGAUCAACAACUUCAGCUUCUUCUAGAGAAUCUAACACCUCCUGCAGAUACCCUAUGAAUACCUUUGUUUUGUUUGUUCCUUUGUUUGUUUUGCAGUAUGAGCACGUAUCUACCAAUGUUCACUGUUACAUGAUCUCUGAGAAGGCAGAAUUUAAUGUUCUGCCGUCUUAGUACUACCCUCUUCCUUGUGCCAAAGCAUGUUUACUGCAACUCGAGUUUAUAAUAUGAGAAGAGAGAAGAUACAUAUACUAUUGCUAA